AUGCCGUACUCGCUCACGGUCAAGAAGACCGAGGGCAAGCCGGGCCAGGUCUACUACCCUCUCCAACUCAACACCGUCCCCAUACCCACCCCAGGUCCGGGCCAACUCCUAAUCAAACUCUCCGCGGCCGCCCUCAACCACCGCGACCUAUUCAUCCGCCAACAACUAUACCCCGGCAUCUCCUUCACCUCCCCACUCCUCGCAGACGGUUACGGCAUCGUCACAGCCGCAGGCUCCAACUCCCACCCCCUCCUGCACAAACCCGUCCUCCUCGUCCCCACCCGCGGCUGGGCCUCCGACCCGACAGGUCCCGAAGACCUCGCCAAAAACUUCACCAUCCUCGGCGCCUCCCGCCUAGCCGAAGGGCUCGGCACUGCGCAGGAAUACAUCGUUGUCGACGAAGCCGAUAUCGUUCCUGCCCCGGCCCACCUCACCCCCACCGAAGGCGCGGCGUUGCCGCUUGUUGGGGUUACCGGCUGGCGGGCGCUGGUCAGUAAGAGCGGGAAUGCGGAGCCUGGGCGGAAUAUACUGAUCACGGGGAUUGGGGGUGGCGUGGCGUUGCAGGUGCUGCAGUUUGCGGUGGCGAAGGGGUGUAAUGUGUAUGUGACGUCUGGGGAUGAGGGGAAGAUUGAGCGGGCGGUGGGGUUGGGGGCGAAAGGCGGGGUGAAUUACCGGGAGGGUGAUUGGGAGAAGAAGUUGGGGGGGUUGUUGCCUAAGGAUAGGCCGUAUUUGGAUGCGGUUAUUGAUGGCGCGGGUGGGGAGGUGGUGAGUAAAUCGGUGCGGUUGUUGAAGCCGGGGGGUGUGAUUUCGUCGUAUGGGAUGACGGUUGGGCCGAAGAUGGAUUGGGUGAUGCAGGCGACGCUGAAGCAUAUUGAGUUGAAGGGUACGACGAUGGGGUCGAAGAGGGAGUUUGAGGAGAUGGUGGCGUUUGUGGAUGAGCACAAGAUUCGGCCGGUGGUUAGUCGGGUGGUGAAGGGGUUGGAUAAUGUGGAGGGGAUUGAUGGGUUGUUUGAGGAUAUGAAGGCUGGUCGGCAGUUUGGCAAGUUGGUCAUUCAGAUUGAUGGGGAUGAUUCGUCGUCGAAGUUGUAG
Messenger RNA from Dichotomopilus funicola, 1089 nucleotides. RefSeq lists its product as uncharacterized. Bases 1 to 1089 code for a protein of 362 amino acids. Lineage: Eukaryota; Fungi; Ascomycota; Sordariomycetes; Sordariales; Chaetomiaceae. The record is from RefSeq and is a predicted model, not a curated record. The transcript is spliced from 2 exons. Gene Ontology annotation, molecular function: oxidoreductase activity.